Zerene cesonia (dogface butterfly) is the source of this 4170-nucleotide messenger RNA. RefSeq names its product Fanconi anemia group I protein homolog (gene FANCI). The coding region runs from base 145 to 4131 and encodes 1328 amino acids. The transcript is spliced from 25 exons. NCBI's taxonomy places the organism in Eukaryota, Metazoa, Arthropoda, Insecta, Lepidoptera, Pieridae. Gene Ontology annotation, biological process: DNA repair. The record is from RefSeq and is a predicted model, not a curated record. Gene Ontology annotation, molecular function: DNA polymerase binding.
UGGACAAGACUCUGACUGACAGUUUUAAUCAAUGUCAAGAGAACAUAGAAAAGUUUUGAAUUUUGUAAAGAAAUAGCUGUUUGGCGGCUAUUUUCAUUUUUGAAUAAAAGGAAAUAAAAAUAAAUAUAAUAACCAUUAGCAGACAUGGAGACAAAAGAUGUGUUUUUAAAGAUAAAGGAACUGGGUCACAUAAAUAGCAAACGUGAUGAGCUACGCGAAUACUGUAAAGUUAAAUUUAAUGAGUUAACGAAGAAUUUAAAUCAGCGAAUACUGAAAAAUGAUGCAGGGGCUCUUAUAGAUAGUAUUUUUAAUGGAUUAGUGGAUAAUUCUGGUACUAAAAGUAAAGUAAAGGUCAUUAAUAUAGUAUUACAAACAAUGAGAAAAGAGGCAACAUCACUCACUCACUGUGGAGAUGUCAUUAGCCGUCUUUGUUUGGAGCUGCCUCGGAUGCCCAUUGAAGAUCUGCUUUUAUGGAACAAUGACAGUGUUCAAUCUAUUGUAGAUGAUAGUGAUGUUAAUAUGAUUUGGCGGGAUGUGUUACCAGAAUGUCUCAAUGUGAUAGCAACCCAAAGCAGUGUUAAACAUUGUGGUACUGAUAUGUCAGGCAGUGAGUACAAAGAACAGUGUAUUCACUUACUGUGCAUGAGUAGAUGGCAAGAGAAGCAGUUGGUGCAACUGGCUGCUAUGUUUAAGGACAUGCACCUCUCGCGCACUGAUCACAGGAGAGUUGUGAACAAGAUGUGUACACACAUUGCUGACUUACCUCCAGAAGCAUUGCCGCCACUUGUGCAUCAAUUAUUAAAAUUAUGUAAAUUGUACAAUUUGGAGGUUGUGCUAGCCCAUUUGAGUCACUACUUUAAUAUACACCUGUACAGCAAGUUGGAGCCUCCACCACAAGAUUCCGAAUCAACAACUAUGGACAUUGAUGAUAUUGUACAACAUAGUCACGCCGAACUGAGCCGAUGUCUAUCAACAUGUUUGUACCACAUCUCGCAGGGUGCAGCGGACCCAGAGCUCAUACGUAGACAUUUAAAGCAAUGGCCCAAAACUCAACUGUUAAGAGCACCAUUUCUAAUUGAUCUAGCUCUUGCCGUGUCUGAUAAAGGGACGGAGUUUAGAUCUGUUUGUCUGGAUGUUAUCAAAUCAGCGAUAGAACAACGUACAUUGGAUGAAUUAAGAAGUAAGGAAUCAGCGUGGGUGCGGUCGGUUCUCCCGCCCGAUGUUAACGUGGCUAAUAUGCUUAAGGUGCUUACGACCGAAAGCGCCAACCAUCGGGAACUAACAGUACGUGGUCUAAUCAACCUCGCUUUCUCAUUGCUAUCGGUGUCUCGUGUGAAGGCGGUGGCGCCAGCGUGCUGGUCACAUGGGAAGUUAAUUCUCGUGAGACUGUGCAAAUCGCAGCCUAACACCGCUCAGCAUAUACUGGGACAGCUGGCUGAUAGGUUGUGUGGGGAUAUUAGUCAAAGACAGUAUUCAGACUGCCUAUACAUCCUGUGCAAGCUCACACCCGUGUCCAUAGAGGGUUGCCCCCAAUUGAGCACGAUACUAGAGAGCUGCCAACCGGGCGCGGACUACGCGCACGCGGGCGCCGUGUACGCGGCCGUGCGACCGCUCAUAUCCUUCAGUGCGAGGGUCCGCGACGCGCUGGUCAUGGUCUGCCGCAAGGGGCUGUACUCGAGAGACUCGCAGCACCGCUGCCUCUCGCUGCACGGGUUCCUCACAGUGCUGAAGCACAUGAAGCUGUCCAGCUCGCAGUGCCCCGGCGACAGCGGGUGCGGCUCGCAGUACAGCGCGCACUCCUACCUCACACAAGUCGCUGUGGACCUGCAUGCCACUCAGCAGGGAGCUAGGGUGACCUCUCGAGUACGCAAUGAGGCAAUUUGUCUGGAAGUUAUCUCAAUUUUACGGAGAUGCCUCGUGCAAGAUGCUAUUGUGAAGCAGUUAUUAUAUUUUGAAAUAUACGAAUGUGCGAAAGAAAAGCAUGUGCUACACGAGUCUAUACUAGAAUUGCUAUAUGAACACAUCAGUAAGUUUCUAGCUGAUGAAGAAGAAACCACGCCUCUGAUGUGGGAUAAGUGCGUUCAAAUUACACCUGUCACUGCUUUGUUGACUGAGCCAAUAGGAAGCCUGCUUUACGUGAUCUCACAAUUCGUGCAGCCAAUAGAAGAGGAAUCUGAUGAUAUUCUGUCCAGUCAGAGCGAUAGCAAUAGUGCACAUUUGCGAACCAAACUCAUGGCCGUUUUGGAUAGGUUGUGUGAGUGUGAGAACUUGCUGCAAAUUGAUAUGCAAGAUCUGGGAUUAUCUGACCUGACUCCCGAGUCGAAUGCUAGAAAGAUUAAAGUACAACAAACACUACAGUGUUACGAAACCUUAAUGGCACACAAAAUAAUGCAAUGGACUCCGCAUACGUCACACGCAGGCUUGGUUUAUAAUUUGUAUAAAAGUUAUAGCCAAUUAUUGGAUAAUACUAAGGCGACACCAAAAGGUGGAAAAAAGGGCAAAUUGAACGAGACCCGUGACACAAUUAAGUCUCAAAAGAGUCAGAAGUCUCAGAAAGAGAAAGGCAAAACCAAAUUGUCUAACAUGGUCAAGGAUAGGGCUGGGCCCUUUAAGCCUUUGCCCUGUGUAUGGGACUUGGGUUUCUGCUAUCGCGUGUUACAGCUACUUUACAGCGAGGAAGUUACCUGGUCAUCGCUAGAGCAACGCAACCAGAUACGCGGCAAGCGUGACUUCCACCAGUUUGUAUUGCGCAGCGUUGUUACCGCGCUACAGGAAACUAGAGACAAGAACAGAAUCGGUACGCAUGGGCUGAAGGUAGCCGCUUUGGUAUAUGAUCGUGCUGUUUGUAGGUUUCAAGACUUGUGCGACUUUGACGAUGCCGCCGCGCUCGGUUGUCUCGAAGUUUUCAAAACUUGUCUCAACUUGCUUUUGACGUCACAUCACUCAUUCAAAGUGGAGAGUGUUUUAUCGGGAAUAACCGGCGAAACCGAAGCGUCACCGUCAGCGAAUAUGUCGCGGAUAUUAGGGCACGUCCACACCGCGCUGUCGCAGCUCGACGCGGAGAGCGCAGUGGAGCGAGACCUUAUGCUGAGGAAACACACGGCGCUGUUGGUGCACACGGCCGGUGUGCUGUUGGAGACGCCUGUCACUGCGUGUGCUGCUUUGAAUACUGUCACGUCGAAACUUGAAGACUACGUUCGCACCAGCAAGCAGGAAUGUCUCCCGCUCAUCGGGCCACUACUGAGCGCGUGCUACCGGGAGCAAAGGGAAGCUGUCUUAUUGGAUCAGUUGUUCGAUAAGUUAUCUAUCGUGCUUGGCAAGAUCGAUGAAGAGGAAUCGUCAGCAGCAACGCAAGACACCGUCGACUUUCCGUCUAUCGACUCGCGCUCCGGCCACACCGUGCUCACAACCAUCUGUAUACAUUUGAACAAUCGCUACAAAUGUAUAGAGCAUUUGCUGAACCGGGGCAAAGAUCUCUCAACGGCACUGAAUAAUGCUACACAUUCAAAUCAACAGAGGAUUGAGAAAGAGCUGUGCGAGUUGUGGCGCUGGGUGACGGUGCAGCUGUGCCAGGCGAGCGGGUGGGCGGCGCGGCUGUGCGCGCUGCGCUGCUGCGUGGGCGGCGCCAGCGAGCGCGUGCUCGCCGCCGCCGCGCGCCUCUACGCGCUGCUCGCCGCGCUCUGCCGCCACCUGCCCGCGCACCUGCCGCUCGUGCCGCAGCUCAGGUUAGAUCGAUUAUUCAAAUUAAGCGGUAAAAAGCUGUCAUCUGUAACGGACAACCUUAUCACGUACCUCGAAGCGUCGCAAGACCAUCAGAAGGCGAGCAAAGUUCUGCGAGAGACAAAGCUCAUACCGCGGCUCGUGCUGGAAGCUGAGCAGUUUAGCAAACACGCUAUCUUGUUGGGAAAUAAAGCUAAGCUGGAUUUCCAGCAAUACCUCUCGCUGGGUACGGCUCGCGACUUCCGCAUCAGGGCGCCGGUGCUCAUGGAAGUUCUCAACGCGGAGCAGGAAAGGCCUGAUGGUGAAGAUAUAAAUGAUGCGGCAACUGAAAUAUUGUCAGCGAGCGAAAAUGAACAGGAUAGCGAUGAAAAUGAAAAUAAUUCUAGAAAUAAGCGAAGAAGAAUUUCAUGAACAUGUAUUUUAUAGUGUUAAUAAAUAUUGUUUAGUUAA